Nymphaea colorata (pocket water lily) is the source of this 2318-nucleotide messenger RNA. Its product is annotated as cytochrome P450 72A397-like. Gene Ontology annotation, molecular function: heme binding; monooxygenase activity; iron ion binding. The coding region runs from base 752 to 2041 and encodes 429 amino acids. Lineage: Eukaryota; Viridiplantae; Streptophyta; Magnoliopsida; Nymphaeales; Nymphaeaceae. The record is from RefSeq and is a predicted model, not a curated record. The transcript is spliced from 4 exons.
GUCGAUAAACUGGAAGAUUUUCCGGGCUUUUAAUCGAUGUGAUCUUUGAUUGGUCAGAAACUUCUGAAGUCCAAAACGAAGAAGCUCAAGAGUCAAGCCUACGUCACAAGUCAUGGCCUGACAUGGCCUGCAAGCCAUCAAAAGUUUUCUGGCACCAAGUUACGAAGACCAGAGAACACCUGUUAAAUACAAGCUCUGCGAUCAUCCAGUCUCAUACUUCUCUGCUUACAAUCCGAAGCCAGGCCAGAACAGAUACCAUUAAUGGCAGCCAUGUUCCUUCUCCUUGCUUCCAUAGCUCUCUGCCUUUCCUGGGUGGUCGUGAAAGCAGCGUACUCAAUAUGGUGGAAGCCCAGGCGGUUUGCAGAGGCAUUCAAGAGGCAAGGAAUCCAUGGCUACCCGUACAAGCUCUUGUUUGGCAACACGAAGGAUGCAGCUGCUAUGCAAAAGCAAGCAUUGGCUAAGCCCAUGUCCUUCUCUCAUGACAUCGCUCCUCGAGUCCUUCCCUUCCUUAAAGAGGCUGUUGACAAGUAUGGUAUGCCCAGUUCCCAAACUUUCAUUGAUCUUGCCACUAAUCUCUGUUGCCUAGGUUACGAAGGUGAAUUGUGCAGAAUUUUUAGCUUUUGGUUUAUAUCCCACUCUUGUUAAGUGUAUCAGGUUACCAUUUUUACGACCAAGUACUUAUCUUUCUUUUGUGGAUUAGUUAUCUGAUUGUGGAAUUUUUUGCUGUAAAAGUAAGAAUUUUUUUUUUGGGAUGUUGAAUACUAUGGGUAAAAUAUGUCUCACCUGGUCGGGAAAGACGCCGCAGCUGAUCCUUGUGGAACCGGAGAUGGUAAAAGAAGUCCUUUCCAACAAAUCUGGCAAUUUCCCGAUACCAGAUGUGCAAGGUUUGUUGAAAGUCCUGGGGCUGGGAACAGGUCUUCCUGGCUUGAAAGGUGAAGAAUGGGCAAACAGGAGAAGGCUCAUCAAUCCUGCUUUCCAUAUGGAAAAGUUGAAGAGUUUGCUGCCAUUGUUUGCAAGUAGCUGUAGUGAACUGGUUCAGAGGUGGGAAAAAUCAAUUGGUCCCCAAGGAUCAUGUGAAUUGGAUGUGUGGGUAGAGCUCCAGAAUCUUACAGCAGAUGUCAUUUCUAGAGCAGCAUUUGGCAGCAGCUAUGAAGAAGGAAAGCAUAUAUUUCAAAUGCAGAAGAAGCUGGAAGAGAUGGCAGCGGAACUUUUGAAUGUGCUUAGCAUUCCAGUAUUAAGGUUUGUGAAGAUGAAGAAGAAUCGCAGGAGGGAGGAGCUGAAAGAAAAGAUGACAUCCCUGCUCAGUAAAAUAAUUGAAAAAAGAGAGCAGGAAAUGAAGUUGGGGACAGCCAACAAUGAUGAUUUGCUGGGCAUUUUGUUGGAGUCGAACAAGAACCACAGAGAGUAUGGGAGCAGGGGGAUGACAAGAGAUGAAAUCAUAGAGGAAUGCAAAGUUUUCUACUCUGCUGGCCAUGAAUCAACUUCAGAGUUGCUCACAUGGACCAUGGUUCUGCUUUCCAUGAACCCGAGCUGGCAGAUGCAUGCACGGGAUGAGGUUCUUAAAGUUUGUGGAAGGCAUGCUCCUUCUUUUGAUAACUUAGCACAACUAAAGAUUAUGACCAUGAUCAUAUAUGAAGUUCUAAGGCUAUAUCCACCUGCAGUCAUGUUGGGCAGAGAGACUUACAGCACUGUCAAGUUGGGAGACAUUACUCUCCCAGCAGGUGUUGGCUUGGUGGUGCCAAUCCUCCUGAUUCAUCAUGAUCACACCCUUUGGGGUGAUGAUGCCGACAAAUUCAAACCAGAGAGGUUCUCAGAAGGAGUUGCAAACGCCACCAAGAAUCGUCUUAUGUUCCUUCCAUUUAGUUGGGGUCCUCGAAUCUGCAUUGGCCAAACAUUUGCACUAAAUGAGGCUAAGAUGGCUCUCGCCAUGAUUCUGCAGAGUUUCACGUUUGAACUGUCACCAUCCUACACUCAUGCUCCACACACAAUCCUCACACUACAGCCUCAGUAUGGAGCUCAAAUCAUCUUGCAUAAGCUCUGAGGAAACUGCUGCUCUCUGCCUUAGUUUGCUAAACAGAUGGAUAAUGUGCUUUGAUAGUAGUAGUAGGAAACUACCCAGUCCUUUGUUUUCUGUCAAAGAAAUUAGUGUGGUGGUGGACCAAUUGUAAUCUUUUUAGAUGCUUGAGCUGCACCUAGAUACAGCUCUUUUGAUAGUUUUUGGACUUUUCUUUUCUUGUUGUAGAAUACAAGAAGUGGUGAAUACUAUGUGGGGAAGAGUAACAUAAACAAAACUGCAGUUCUAUAAAGAUGGGAUUUAU